AUGGCUCAAAAAUAUGCACCAUAUGGCCUUUGGGAGUCCCCCAUCACAGCUGAUGCCAUUGCUCAGGAUAGUGUCUCCUUGAGUACUAUCUUUGUAGAUCCAGUCACAAAGGAUAUCUACUACAUCGAACAACGUGCAUCGGAGGCUGGUCGAUGCGUUGUUGUGAGUAAUAAGACUCAAAAGGAAGUCUUCGACAAGGACUUCAAUGCGCGCACGCGCGUUCAUGAAUAUGGUGGAGGUGCUGCGAUCUCUUAUAAUGGGACUGUGUACUCUUCAAACUUCGCGGACUUCCGUGUCUAUGCCGCGAAAGAUGGGAAGAUCAAACCAAUCACACCAGAGGACCCAAAUAAGAUUUAUCGCUAUGCAGAUUUCUGUGUACACCCAGUACACACAGAUCUACUCGUCGCUAUCUUAGAAGACCAUACCGACGACACGCCGCGUACCGUGCGAAAUUCUCUUUGUAUCAUCAACUCCACAGCUGUCACUGUCACGUCCUUGGUUUCCACCGAGGACGCACAAAGUGAGUUCUAUGCAGCACCGAGAUUUUCCCCUUCUGGCGAUAAGCUCGCAUGGCAGUUCUGGAAACACCCAGACAUGCCUUGGGAGGGUGGACAGAUCUACGUGGCUGACGUCCAUUACAAUUCCAACACCCAUAAACUUAGCCUGAGCAAUGCGAAGCUGGUCGCCGGCGAAGCUAACAAUAUUGGCGCGUGUUACCCCCUGUGGGCCUCCAACGACAAACUUCUAUUUACCUCUGACGAAAGCAAGUUUGCAAACUUGUGGGAGUAUACCCAGACGUGCACCAAACCAGUUCUCUCGUCUGUCGUGCAGCAAGACUUCUGCAUGCCAUGCUGGACGCUUGGUAAUUACUCGUUCGCUUUCCUGGACGAGAAUGGCACAAAAGCUAUCUGUGUUGCAUGGCGGGAUGGCCGAAGUGUCCUUUAUGUGGUUGAUGUCGCCGCAGGUUCCUACCUGGAGAUCAAAGAUGAAUCAUUCGACUUUGUAGUGGUAAACAAUGUCUGUCGUCUGUCAGACUACACUUUUGUCUUCACGGGAUGGCAAAGCAACGCUCCUGGCGCAGCUAUGCUCUGCACUCUUACGGGACCAUCAUUCGUGCCAAAUUUCCGGGUGCUCAGCUCUACCGCAUCGACGUCCGCCGUGCCGUUCCCUGAGGGCAUCAUUUCGCUUCCAACCCCGCUUGAACUUAAAGUAGCGGGUGACAAGAUUGUAUAUGCCGUGUACUACGCUCCCAACAACCCAGCGUAUGCGGGUUCGAGCAUUCCCAACGAAAAGCCGCCUUGCGUGCUUGGCGUACACGGUGGUCCCACAGGAUUAGAGACCCAGAAUUUGAACUGGCAGAAGCAGUAUUUCACAAGCAGAGGAUAUGCUUGGUUGGAUGUGAACUACAGUGGCUCUUCGUGCUAUGGACGCGCAUAUGUGGAGCGCCUCCAAGGGAAUUGGGGCAUUACAGACGUGAGCGACUGCAUUGACGCAGUCCAAUCACCCCAAAUCAGUUCCCUCGUCGAUACCAAGCGCACUGCGAUCCGUGGCGGGAGCGCUGGCGGGUAUACUACCCUUGCCGCCAUUUCCCUUGACUCCUCCCCGGCGAGCAAGACGAAAUUUUUCGCAAGUGCUACGAACAGCUUUGGGAUUUCAAACAUGGAGCUGUUUGCAAACGAUACGCACAAGUUCGAGCUCAUGUACGUCAUAAAGCUUCUCGGUGGUACGAAGGACAAGAUUCCGAAAGUUUGGCACGACCGGAGCCCGGAGUAUUUUUCUGCAAACAUCAAAACCCCUUUGCUCGUUCUUCAAGGCAAUGAUGAUGCAAUUGUUCCGCCAGCACAAUCCUGGACUAUUAUUGAUGGGGUCCUUAAAUCUAAGGGACAUGUUGAGGCGCAUUUCUUCGAUGGCGAACAGCAUGGGUGGCGCACAUCGGAGACGAUUAAAAAGGCAAUUGAGUUCGAGAGGGAAUGGUACGAGAAGAGCAUGGUGAGGUCCACUGUAGCAACUUGA
Molecule: messenger RNA, 2013 nt
Organism: Suillus subalutaceus
Lineage: Eukaryota; Fungi; Basidiomycota; Agaricomycetes; Boletales; Suillaceae
Product: Alpha/Beta hydrolase protein
Exons: 6
Coding region: 1-2013 (670 amino acids)
Biological process (GO): proteolysis
Molecular function (GO): serine-type peptidase activity
Source: RefSeq, a predicted model, not a curated record